AUGCUCGGCGGCGACGAGCUCGUGACGGUGGAAGUCACGGAGACGACGCUGGGGGACGGCACCACGUCGUACAGCUACGUGAUCAUCACAAGGAGCGGCGACACGGAGAAGACGAUCGUCUUGAGCCCGACGACGGCCAGCUCGGGCAGCAGCAGCAGCAGCAGUGGCGGCGGCGCUGAGAACAACACCGCUGCUGCUCACAGCUCGGUCGGCGUCGGGGCGAUCAUCGGGAUCAUCGUGGCGGCCGUGGUCUUCAUGCUCGUCGUGUUCGCGUUCUUCAUCGCGCAGCGGCGGCGCAAUAACCACCGGUCGAGCGACGCUUCUUCGCAGGACUUCCUCGAGUCGCCCGUGGUGGGGAAGCAAGUGCGGCUACUGGAGCAGGGCCAGUCGCCGGCCGACACGACGGAGUACCAGGAGAUCACCCGGACCACGGCCGCCAACUCGCGCUCGUCGGGCAGCUCCAUGCCGGACGGCAGGCGGCACCGCAGCACGCUGUGGGAGGACCCCGUCAUUCUGGCGUCGCGGAUCCCCAUCGACCGCAUCGAGCUGGGUGCCGUGAUCAGCCGCGGCGCCUACGGCGAGGUGUACCGCGGCCGCUACCGAGAGCAGGACGUGGCCAUCAAGACGCUGUUGCCGGAGAAGCGCAAGGACCUGGCGCACAUCCAGGCGUUUCUGUCCGAGGUGCGGCUCAUGGCGACCAUGGAGCACCCGCACAUUGUGCAGUUCGUCGGCGUGGCGUGGGAGUCGCUGAGCGACCUGUUCUGCGUGACCGAGUUCAUGGCCGGCGGCGACCUGCGCUCGCUGCUGAGGGAGUACCUCGCUGCGGGCGUCCGCCAGGGGAUGGAUGCCAGCAAGGUGCGCAUCGCCUACCAAGUGGCGUACGCGCUGACGUACUUGCACUCGCUGGAGCCCGUGGUGCUGCACCGCGACCUCAAGUCACGCAACAUCUUGCUGACGGAGGCACUGGACGCCAAGAUCACGGACUUCGGGGCCUCGCGCAUCCGCUCUGACGCGACCAUGACCGCCGGCGUGGGCAGCUCGCUGUGGAUGGCGCCCGAGGUCAUGCUCGGCAAACGCUACGGGGAGAAGGCGGACGUGUUCUCGCUGGGUGUGGUGAUCUCGGAGCUGGACACGCACGAGCUGCCGUACUCGCACGCGAAGGAGGAGGGCGGCAGUGGCACCGGCGGCGGCGGCGGCGGGCGGCCGCUCCCGGACACGGCGGUGCUGCAGAUGGUGUCGCUGGGCAAGCUGCGCGUACGCUUCUCGGCGUUCAUGGACCCGGACAUGGCUCGCUUCGUGGGCAGCUGCGUGAGCAUGGAGCCCAGCGAGCGCCCCACGGCGGCCGAGGCGCUGUACUACCUGCAGGUGGCGGCCCGCAACGCACAGUACUGAUCGGCCGAGCUGAACCAAGGUAGAGCAAUUGAUUUCCAAGUUGAAGUUAGUUCUCGCAGACAUCAAGCGCCCUUGCCUUCCCUGCUACGCUCCCAUGAUCGCAAAAAGUCAAAGCGUUGUCGCAGCGGCGAGUCUCCACGGGAAACCCGCCGCUGGACGGAGCUGCCAGGCAAGCCCCAUGGCACGCGGCCGCUGCGGAUCCCAUGGGGUUCGUGCAUGCACAAGUUGGUGGUGCCGCCAGUGUAACGUUUUUAAACUUGAUCUGAGUAUGAGCAUACUCAGAUCAAGUAAUCGAGAGGCAGACGCGACGUGGUGCAACUUCAUCCAGUCAAAGGAGUUCUGCGCCCCGAGGUCUCCCGGUGCAACCUUCUUGUCGGCCGACUCGGCGGGCGCAACUCUUCUGCUCUUGACUCUACCUCCCGUGCUGCUGCCGCCGAGCGACCGCAAUGCUUGUUCCCCAACGCCGCCGUCGCUGCGCGCACUAUUGUAGUCAUACGUGGCCUGUAUGGCAGACUGAGAACUGCACGGAGAGCUCACUGGGCGUUUUGCUCGUUUGUCUAGCGGCGCCGACGAAUGCUGGAGCGCUUCAACCCGAGCCGUGCCAGCUGCAGCGCCCGAGCAUGGACCUUACCACGC
Messenger RNA from Phytophthora sojae, 2028 nucleotides. RefSeq lists its product as hypothetical. The record is from RefSeq and is a predicted model, not a curated record. NCBI's taxonomy places the organism in Eukaryota, Oomycota, Peronosporomycetes, Peronosporales, Peronosporaceae. Gene Ontology annotation, molecular function: protein kinase activity; ATP binding. The coding region runs from base 1 to 1392 and encodes 463 amino acids. Gene Ontology annotation, biological process: protein phosphorylation. The transcript has 2 exons.